This is a messenger RNA of Helianthus annuus (common sunflower), 2433 nucleotides long. Its product is annotated as myosin-11-like. Lineage: Eukaryota; Viridiplantae; Streptophyta; Magnoliopsida; Asterales; Asteraceae. Bases 136 to 2220 code for a protein of 694 amino acids. The transcript is spliced from 7 exons. The record is from RefSeq and is a predicted model, not a curated record.
AACAAGCCAAACUGUAAAAAAUGUCAAUUUUUUAUUAGUCAUCCAUUUCCAAUUACUCUGACCUCAUUCUAUUUUGCCAAUGUAGUAUUAAACUUUGAUAUAUCAUCAAUAUUAUUAUGUAAGGAGACACAUAAAAUGUUUAACUCAGCGAGACGGAGGAGCGAAACGAACAAGAUUAAAGGUGUAUUCAAAUUGCAGUUUCAUGGAACUCAGAUGGCAUUGUUAGGAGGAGAUGAUUUGAUGAUAUCUUUAGUUCCAGAUGAUGUCGGAAAACCGACGUCAAGAUUAGAGAAAGCCAAAGUUGAAGAUGGAAGCUGUUAUUGGGAAAAACCACUUUAUGAAACUGUGAAGUUUUCUCAGGACCCAAAAACAGGAAAGUUUCAUGAGAAAAUCUAUCACUUUAUUGUCACAAAGGAUGCUUCAAGAUUUGGUGAUGUUGGAGUUGUGUCAAUUGAUUUUGCAAGUUAUGCUGAGGCUACAAAGAUUUCUUCUGUAUCGCUUCCUCUUCAAAAUGCUAAUCCUGCUGCAGUAUUGCAUGUAUCGAUUCAACGACUGCAGGAUACUUCUGAUCAGAGGGACAUUGAUGAAAUUGGGAAUGUGAACCAACAAGUUGUAAGCUUGAUGACACACUUUAUCAAUGAUGAUAUAAGAAGAAUUACCGAAGAUUAUAGGACACGCAAUGGCGUUAAAAGCGAUCAUCAAGCAUCCAUUGGAUCGGAUAUCAUGCUGUCAAGUUUUGAUAACAGUUUUGAGCUUAAUUUGCUGCACGAACAUGGACCGAAGAACCCUGAAUUAGCUCAUAAAUUCUUAAUCACAAAUGAUAGUUUUUGGCAAAGGGAUCGGUUAAAAGGUUCACCUCCAAAAUUAAAAACAGAUGAUUCUUCAACAACUACUUUAGGAGAAACUUCUGAAGAGAGUUCUUCAGAUACCAUGAUUCAAAAUCUCAAGGUCAAAGUUGCAGCUUUGACCAGGCAAGCUGAUGUGUCAGGGUUAGAGUUACAAACCCUUCGUAAGAAAAUCGUGAAGGAGAUGAAAAAGGGUCAAGAUAUUUCAAGGAAAGUAGCUACCCUUCGAGAAGAACGAAACGCCUUGAAAGAAGAGUGUGAAAAGCUCAAGUCAAAAGAAGACAAAGUCAACGGUAUGCCGUUGAUUGAUCAAGGUGAUCCGUAUGCUCUUCUUGAUGAGUUGAGACAAGAAAUAGUACAUGAGAAGGAUUUGAGCUCCAAUCUCCGGUUACAGCUUCAGGAAACGCAAAAGUCUAAUGAUGAGUUGGUUCUUGCUUUAAAAAAGUCAAAGUCAAAGUCAAGGUCAAAGUCAAAGUCAAUAUGUUCUGAACCUGAACAAAGGGAGUUGGAAGCAAUUGUUAGAGAACAUAGUGGUGUGAAGAAAACAUAUUUACUAGAGCAGAAAAUAAUAGACCUUUACCGCGAAAUUGACUAUAUUAAAAAAGAUAAAGAUGAUCUCCAAACGCAAAUGGAACAAAUGGCGCUUGAUUACGAGAUCAUCAAGCAAGAAAAUCAAGAUUUAUCUUUUAAACUCGAGCGUAGUCAACUUCAAGAAGAAUGUAUCUCUUACACAACAAUAGAUGAACUCGAAACAGAAAUAGAGAGUUUAGAGAACGAUCUCGAGUCAAAGUCAAAAGAAUUGUCAAAGUCAAACCUUGUUAUAAAAGAGCUUGAAUCCCAUAUCAAGAAUCUUGAACAAGAGUUAGAGAAUCAAGGUCAUGAAUAUGAAACCGAUCUUAAAGAAUUGAUGCUUGCAAAAACCAUUCAGGAACAAAGAGCCGUUCACGCAGAGGAUAAUUUGCGAAAAAUAAGAUUGCAAAAUGUUAAUGCAGCCUCAAGGCUUCAAGAGGAACUUAAAAGGCUCUCACAAAAAAUGGCAUCUACGUUCGACGUUAACGAGAAGGCAACGAUGGAAGCUAUGGAUGAAGCGAAUAAAAUUCGUGUGGAGAAACAGGUUCUUGAAGAUACACUUAUGAAAGUAAAAAAAGAUAUAAAGGUUCUUGGUGACUGCUUUCAAGAAAAACUAGUUUUUAUUGAAGAUCAAGUAACUCUUAAGUCGAAACAGUUACGAGAGAUUAAGGAAAAGAUUGAAAAUGUGACUGAAAUUCAUAAUCUUGAAACUCAAAGAUUGAAGGAGAAAGAUGUGCAACUUGAAGUUGAAAAGUUGGGAAGAAAAUCGGAUGUUCGUCUUCAGAAAACCGAGAAAUCGCAGUGACAAUGCACGAUAAAAAAGACUUGAAGUUCAUCACAAGCAAAAAAUGGUAAGAUCGUAUCGGUGUAUUGAGCAUAAUGCAUGUCUCAUGUCUGUAUAGUAUAGAUAAUUUUUUUUACAAUGUACCUUAGUAUGAUAAUAAGCUGCCAAUAAUGAACUUUGGAUUAUGUUCAAAGAUUAUUUCUGCAUUUAUAUAAUUUAGGUAAAAUUUCUGAA